AUGCAAGCAUCCAUCCUAUCACUCGUCCUUGUCCUCGGGGCUUCUCAAGUCGUUGCGCAAUACACGAACCAAUCAGCUCCCUUCAACCUCAUCCUCUGUUCUUCUAAUGCGACCCUGAAUGGCGCUCUGCUGGGCGCGUGUCAUGAAGGUGCUGCAAUCGAGGGCCUCUGUCCCAGCAUUGGCGGAAAUGCAUCCGCUUCGUACAAUCAGUUCACCUUCAACUACACAUCGAAGCAAACGCCCGAUCCUGUUUUCGGGAUCACUGGUCUGCUGACUUGGGAGCUCCGCGGUGGCAAUUUCAACCUCUCGUCGCCUAUGAGCAUCAGCACCAGUCUCACUAGCAAUGUCGCGGUCCCGCUCUUCACGCCUGGGUCUCAAUUUACCUCGAUUGGGUUCGACAAUGACAACAUGCUUUUCAUCCCACAAUAUUACGAUGACACCGUAGUGCCACCAAAGUUCGGUUCUAAGCCACUGCAAAGGUGGUACGCUUGCACGACCCAGGAUACAUAUCUUUAUACGACUUUAGCGUGGGUAAUUGGAACCCAAUCGCCAGAGAACCCCUCAUGCCAGAAAGUUGAGGUGAAGAGAGUCUUUGUCUGA
Molecule: messenger RNA, 600 nt
Organism: Hyaloscypha bicolor E
Lineage: Eukaryota; Fungi; Ascomycota; Leotiomycetes; Helotiales; Hyaloscyphaceae
Exons: 4
Coding region: 1-600 (199 amino acids)
Source: RefSeq, a predicted model, not a curated record